Molecule: messenger RNA, 2549 nt
Organism: Salvelinus sp. IW2-2015
Lineage: Eukaryota; Metazoa; Chordata; Actinopteri; Salmoniformes; Salmonidae
Source: RefSeq, a predicted model, not a curated record
AUGGAUACCAUGACUGCCUUGGAAGGCUACUCCAAGGCCCUGCAUGAGGUCCUGUCCACAGGCAGAGACUGUCUGGUGGCGGGGGACUCAUGCUCCAGCGACGAGACCUGCAGCCCACGUCUGCGGACCCUGCGUCAGUGCGUGGCGGGCGACGGCAGCAUGAAGCUGGGCCCCGGGGCCCGGAGCCAUUGCGCCAACGCUGUCUCAGCCCUGAUUUCCAGCCCCCUGCACGGCUGCCAGUGCAAACGGGGCAUGAAGAAGGAGAAGAACUGCCUCAGCAUCUACUGGAGUCUCCAUCAGUCUGUCAUACACGGACUCAACCUGGUGGAGAGUUACCCUUACGAAACCGCGGAGAGAGACUACAACUCCGUUCGUCUGGCCUCCAUCACGGCUGACUCUGAGGCCAACGUGGCGACGGUGAACCGUUGCCUGGACGCAGCCAAGGCGUGUAACGUUGACGACCUGUGCCAGAAGCUCCGCACAGAGUACGUAUCUGCCUGCAUCAAACCCUUGGCCAAGUCAGGCCUCUGCAACAAGGCCAAGUGUAACAAGGCCCUACGCCGGUUCUUUGAUCGCGUCCCUCCAGCCUACACACAUGAGCUGCUUUUCUGCCCUUGCACGGACAUGGCGUGCGCCGAGCGACGCAGGCAAACCAUUGUUCCCGGCUGCUCCUAUGAGGGCUCAGACAAACCCAGCUGCCUCAUAGAGAUGAGUAUGUGCAAGGGUGACUAUGUGUGCAGGUCCCGUCUGGCUCAGUUCCAGUACGACUGCCAACCAGCCGAGUCGUCUGCCAACAGCUGCAAGCAGGGGAACUAUGGAGCCUGUCUACUUGCCUACACAGGCCUGAUAGGCAGUUCGAUAACUCCCAACUAUGUGGAUAACUCCACAUCUAGCGUGGCCCCAUGGUGCUCCUGCUCUGCCAGUGGAAACCAGAGAGUAGAGUGCUCCGAUUUCCUGGAAUACUUCACCAACAACGUCUGUCUCAGGAAUGCCCUCCUGGCGUUUGGGAGCGGGACAGACGUGAUGCCCACGUCCAGCAAAUCGGGACACCUCAGCCCAGCCACUGGCAGAGAGAGCCAUGCCAUCAACCCUCUGCCUGCUACUGUGGAGACCACACGGAACAUUCCGGAAUCAAUUAUUCCAACACAGGCCAGCGGAAACGACCGAUUGUGGAGAGAUUCUACCCUCCCGUCAGAUGGGCUCCCAAACUCUGCCCCCGCACUUGGCCUACUGCCUCCAACUUCCUUUACUGGCCUUUUGGUCCUACCUCUGCUCUUAUAUAGUCACUAAAUUAGGAAGCACUGCCAAGGACCACCCAUAAAGCAGGAGUAUUUGUUCACAAAUUCUGGAUACAUUUUUGUCUUUAGCAUAUAGGCUACUCCGUCUCCUGAACAUAUACAGCAUAGUUCUUUUCCUAUUUUUUGUGUUAGUGGUUCAGUUGCAAGUCCCUUAGGUGUACGACUUGGAGAGACUGAGACAGAUUGAAACCAAUCUGUAUACUUGUACAUUGUUAUCGCUUCGAGUCAAGAUGAAAGUACUUUUUGUGUGGACUCACCUACCAUCCAGCUAUCCAAGCACAGGACUGAAUUCUAAAAAUGCCAUCGGGAACUACACGGUUAUUCUUUAAGAUCUAUAUAUAUAUAUAACGGAAAGCUCACGAGAAACGGACUCUAGUGAACUGUCUUUAUUUCGUACUCAACUGCACAAACUGAUUGGAAAAGACCCUUGCGGAUAUAAGGGCUUUAAUACCACUCUCUUCGACUUGACUGAAGUAAGAACAAUGUUUCUGAUCAAUACUGGAAUGGUAGAGAUGGACAAUGGAGCUACGGCUUAAUCAGCCAUUCUGGACAAAUACCCUGACUCUGAUCAGUCCAAGUGCUGUCGGCUGCAAGAGAUGUAGAAACUUUAGAAUACGUGGGAUAGCUCUGACCUAAUGAUUAUCAUGCACGCAGUGAAGAUUGGGCUCUUUGUCAUGCUGUCAUCGCCAGUUCAUUUGUUCUCGCUAAUGCUUAGCUAAGUGUUCAUGUAUAAAACACUUUCUUCUCCUAGAACUUUGUUAAAAUUAAGUUAUGAGCAAACAUGUUCUCUAUGUGUACAGUACCAUUGUUCUGUGUUUGUGUGGAAGGACUGCCUUCUUUUCCUCAUUGUGUAAAUGGACAUUUCUCAAAGGGUGUCUGAAUUAGUAUGCCAUAUAGGAAUAAGGGCUUGUGUCUCAACAUUUUGGCCAAUAUUGAACCCUUUUCACACUACUGAGCCUAGCCAAGACAAGCCGAAAUGUACUGAGCUGCCCUCGAUACACGUCAACCAUAGUUUCUGAAACCAUGCUGGAAUGCAUAAUAUGAAAAGAAAAUACCAGAGACAAUAGCAGAAUACAGUACAGUUUGUACAGUAGAAAGGGUGAAACGUACUGAGUGCAUAUGUGACCUGCUCAUGGUAAGAUGGUCAUGAAUGAUGCUAUGUUCAAUGGGUUUCUGAUGACACGGAUAAUAUAGAGUUGGCUGGGUUUACUGUGCAUUGGCAGGACAGAUAAGCUACGUCUGUUAAGACGA